AUGUUGUUUUAUUAUUUCUCUCAUGAUUUUCCUUCUUUGCUGUUUAUUCAGCCUUUUUUUAAAAUCAUUUUGAUUAAUGCGUUAUUGCUUUGGGGCUAUUUUCAUAUUUCCUUUCUCGCUUUCUUAUCUCGCUUUUUCUUUCUUUGUUUUCUUUUCUUUCUUUUUUCUUUUCCUUUCUUUUUCCUUCUUUUCCAACAUUUUAUUUUUUCUUCCUCAUUUUACAUUUUCUUUUUUCUUUCGUUCUUUCUUUCUUUCUUUCUUUCUUUCUUAUAUCACAUUCUUUUUUCUUGCAUUUUCUUUCUUUCUUUAGUUAUAAAUUCUGCCUUUCUCUUUUCACAUUUUCUUUCUUUUUCUUUCUUUUCUUACAGAUUCAUACAUUUUCUUACACAUCUUACUUUUCUUUUUCGCAUUCUCUUUCUUUCUUUCUUUCUUUCUUUCUUUCUUUCUUUCUUUCUUUCUUUCAGUGGAUUCCAAAGGACGAAAAGAGCUUUCUUACUCUCACUGCUCCUCUCUCUGUCUCUUUCUUUUUCUUUCUUUCUUUCUUUCUUUCUUUCUUUCUUUCUUUCUUUCUUUCUUUCUUUCUUUCAGUGGAUUCCAAAGGACGAAAAGAGCUUUCUUACUCUCACUGCUCCUCUCUCUCUGUCUCUUUCUUUCUUUCUUUCUUUCUUUCUUUCUUUCUUUCUUUCUUUCUUUCUUUCUUUCAGUGGAUUCCAAAGGACGAAAAGAGCUUUCUUACUCUCACUGCUCCUCUCUCUCUGUCUCUUUCUUUCUUUCUUUCUUUCUUUCUUUCUUUCUUUCUUUCUUUCUUUCUUUCUUUCUUUCUUUCUUUCUUUCAGUGGAUUCCAAAGGACGAAAAGAGCUUUCUUACUCUCACUGCUCCUCUCUCUCUGUCUCUUUCUUUCUUUCUUUCUUUCUUUCUUUCUUUCUUUCUUUCUUUCUUUCUUUCUUUCUUUCUGUACACAUAUUCUCUCUUAUUUGACAUUUGAUUUUUUCUGUCUUUUUCAUUUACAAUCAUUUUAUUUCUUUUUCUUACGCGUUGGAUCUUCCAUUUUUCUUUUCUUUCUUUUCUUUUCUUAUAGUUCAUUUCGUUCUUCCUUUCUGUGA
Molecule: messenger RNA, 1104 nt
Organism: Acanthosepion pharaonis
Lineage: Eukaryota; Metazoa; Mollusca; Cephalopoda; Sepiida; Sepiidae
Source: the annotation of a GenBank genome assembly